Molecule: messenger RNA, 598 nt
Organism: Perkinsus marinus ATCC 50983
Lineage: Eukaryota; Perkinsozoa; Perkinsida; Perkinsidae
Exons: 3
Source: RefSeq, a predicted model, not a curated record
GAAUUUUGGUGGGACGCUGGUGGUGUUCGACAGAUUAUUCGGCACAUAUCUCGAGGAACCGGCGCAAACAGCUUGCGUUUAUGGCUGGACCAUCCCUGCAAACUCCUGGGUUGACAGCGUUCUCCAGUUAGAAGUAUUCAAACGUCAGUCGAGAUCAUGGUGGAAGGGCCCUGGAUACUACACCACUACUGCUGCUCGAGUCUGCCCCCCAGCUCCUCGUCUGCCUCGUUUGACUCGUAGCACGAACGCUUCUGUUGGUGUAAAGUCGUACAUUGCAGUACAGUUCGCAGUGGCCACUCUGUGUGGAUUAUCACUCCAAUUAGCAGAUCAUAACGUCGUUCUGGCGGCCUAUAGUCUAUUCUCAUACAUUGCACAAGGUUUUCUUCUCGAUGGGAGAAAAGACUACGAACUGGUGCGAUGCGUCUUAUUCAUUCUUGUUGGUAUUUUUAAUGGUGGGGUUUACGGUGCUCUCUGUUCGACGUGGUCUGUUAUAUCAUUAGCAUGUUUGCAUGUAGUUAUGCAAUCUCCCACACAAGUCGGUCCGAAUAGAUAUGUCGAUUAGUUGAGCAUCGAAGCGAGAUGACAUUUUUCUUUCCUC